AUAUCAGAGAGCAGCUGCGCCUCCUGGAGGAAACCAAUGAGGACCUCAGCAACAGGACAUGCCGGAAUAAUAUCCGGGUAAGAGGCUUACCGGAAUCGGUGUCUACAUACCUCCUGCCGGACACGCUCACCGCAGUGUUCCAAAACCUUCUGCCUAAGGCCACUGCAACAGACUUCCUCAUGGACCGCGCUCAUCAUACCCUGAGGGCACUCAGUGCCAAUCUCACCAACCCGAGAGACAAUUUA
Messenger RNA from Pelobates cultripes (western spadefoot toad), 245 nucleotides. NCBI's taxonomy places the organism in Eukaryota, Metazoa, Chordata, Amphibia, Anura, Pelobatidae. The record is from the annotation of a GenBank genome assembly.